CACAAACUGAGUUUUUUUACGCUCCCUCUUUUUCCUCUCCCUACCCCUCUCGCUACCCUAGCGUCCUCUCACAUGCCUCUUCUUUUCAUUCUCAGUUGAAUCAACGGAAGCACUUGUUGAAAACAAUUGGCUUCCCUGUUUGUUCAUCAACACCAAUCUCUUCCUCCUGCAGCGGCACAUUCGGGUUCUUCGUCUCACGAGGGUUUUGCUCUGUCCUCGGAUCUCCUGUGGCUGAUCCCCAGUUCCUGAGCUAUAGAAAGCAAUGGUUGUCAGGAUAAAGGCAGAUGACUGAACUAGGAGGGCUUAUCGAAUGAGCAUGGCCAUAGGAAGAUUGGUAUCCAUGAGAUCAUGCAGUGGAUGGCGUCCAUUCCUCAUUUUCGUCCCUUUACUUUUCAUCCUUUCUCAUCUAUUUUCUGUUCUGGAAUUGCAUCAGAACUCAAUUCUUGAAGGGCACCAAAAGGGUCAUAAAAAGAAGUUCGAUCAUCUGGUUCUUGGGCCUGCUGCUGGUCGAGGCUUACCCAGUCGUUUGCAUUGCGAAGGCAUCAGAGCACUCAAUAAGACUAGGGCUUUAAACCCUUCGCAUGCCACCAACGUUGCAGAUGGUGUUACUUUUAUCACAGUGUUUGCAGUGUAUAACACCUCAACUGAUGUUCGUGCAAAUGAUAGACCAUCAGACUUGGUCAGUGUUGGGAAUGCUUCAUAUAGCAAGAUAGAGAGGUCCUUAGCCAUUUUGGAUGUCUUCAUUAACUUCAUUCAGGUGACAAUGCCCUUGAGUAAUGUCAUUGUGUUGACCAAUCCUGAAUUGAAUGUCCCAGUACACAGAGAUAUGGUCACUGUACUUCCCAUACAGGGGGAGUAUUCGCGAGACAAGUUGAUGCUUCAAAGAAUAAGGUCUUACAUUACCUUUCUGGACAUGAGGCUUAAGGAACAGUCGCAGAGGCAGGGGCGCAUCAAUCAUUAUAUCUUCACUGACUCAGAUAUAGCUGUCGUCGAUGACCUUGGGCACAUAUUUAAUAAAUAUCCAAAUUUUCAUCUGGCCCUCACCUUUCGAAACAACAAGGAUCAACCUCUAAAUUCAGGAUUUAUAGCAGUGAGGGGAACCACUGAUGGGAUUUUAAGGGCAAGAAAUUUUCUUCAAAAGGUUUUAGAGGUUUAUGGUUCCAAAUACAUGAGUGCUUCCAGAAUGCUUGGAGAUCAGCUAGCUCUAGCCUGGGUUGUAAAAUCUCAUCCUUCUUUUGAUGUGAGAAGAUUUACUAAAGCCCAGGCAUAUCUAGAAGAAAUUGAUGGUGCUUCAGUGUUAUUUCUACCAUGUGCUUUGUAUAACUGGACACCACCUGAGGGGGCAGGCCAAUUUCAUGGCAUGCCCUUGGAUAUUAAGGUUGUUCAUUUUAAGGGAUCAAGGAAACGACUAAUGCUCGAGGCUUGGAAUUUCUUCAACUCUUCUUCUGACAUUUGGGACAUGCUGUGUCUCAUUUUAGGGAGUGGGAGGACCAAGUACGAUUUUUGAGUAGAGUUUCAUGCAGUUUGAAUUGGAAGCUGAAUCAGACAUCAAUCACUCAAGGUAAAUGAUGAUGAUUUCAUGCAAAGGAGACGUGAUAGACACCCCUUGCUGGAUCAUGGGAGGAUGUCUUGUUUGGCAUUCUGGGGGGUAUCGCAUCUUAAUGUAGGCUUUUCACCGACUCCUUCCACAGAUUCUUUAAGUUGAUACACUGAUGUGGACUCCGUAAUGGGGUUUGAGAUAUUUGUUGACAUCGGAUUGGAGAACCGUCUUUGACUGUCCUGAUUUCCUCGAGUACAUGGAUGUGAUGAUAAAUAUCGAAUAAAAACCAUUCUUCUAUCAUUUUGUUCUUCUGGUAGGACAUUAUUUGUUCUCUCUUCAUAUGGUCUGAUGAAAUGGACUGAAGUAGCAAAUGUGUAGCAACACUGGAAUUCUAUUUUGAUCACAUCUUGGAAGGCAUGGAUUAAACUGUCACAUGGGAGUCAAGUGGCAAGCAUGGAGUUACAGAUCCUGUUGUUUGGAAAUAUUCUCUUCAAAGCAGGGAGUGUUUACUGUUUACACAGCCAAGCCCUGGUGCCAUGUAUGGAAAUUGUGCCAAGUAUAGUUUCUUGUGAUUUGUGGUAUUCUUACUAGUGUAUAAUCUUAUGAUAUUCCUUAACCUUACAUGUUGGAAGAAAUUGAUAUUCCUUUGUUAUACGAAUCUACUUUCUUUUGCUU
Messenger RNA from Tripterygium wilfordii, 2215 nucleotides. RefSeq lists its product as uncharacterized. The transcript is spliced from 8 exons. The record is from RefSeq and is a predicted model, not a curated record. NCBI's taxonomy places the organism in Eukaryota, Viridiplantae, Streptophyta, Magnoliopsida, Celastrales, Celastraceae. The coding region runs from base 311 to 1507 and encodes 398 amino acids.